Molecule: messenger RNA, 4610 nt
Organism: Cynocephalus volans (Philippine flying lemur)
Lineage: Eukaryota; Metazoa; Chordata; Mammalia; Dermoptera; Cynocephalidae
Gene: DLGAP4
Product: DLG associated protein 4
Exons: 11
Coding region: 1-2982 (993 amino acids)
Biological process (GO): signaling
Cellular component (GO): postsynaptic specialization; glutamatergic synapse
Molecular function (GO): molecular adaptor activity
Source: RefSeq, a predicted model, not a curated record
AUGAAAGGCCUCGGUGACAGCCGCCCCCGCCACCUCUCUGACAGCCUGGACCCACCACAUGAGCCACUGUUCGCAGGGCCUGACCGCAACCCCUACCUGCUAUCGCCUACGGAGGCCUUCGCCCGCGAGGCCCGCUUCCCUGGGCAGAAUGCUCUGGCCGGGGAUGGUCUCUUCCCGCUCAACAACCAGCUGCCGCCACCCAGCAGCACCUUUCCCCGCAUCCACUACAACUCCCACUUCGAGGUGCCAGAGGAGAGCCCCUUCCCCAGCCAUGCCCAGGCUACCAAGAUCAACCGGCUGCCUGCCAACCUCCUGGACCAGUUUGAGAAGCAGCUGCCCAUCCACCGCGAUGGCUUCAGCACCCUCCAGUUCCCCCGCGGGGAGGCCAAGGCCCGUGGCGAGAGCCCCGGACGCAUCCGCCACCUGGUGCACUCAGUCCAGCGGCUCUUCUUCACCAAGGCACCCUCACUGGAGGGCGCAGCAGGCAAGGUCGGUGGCAAUGGCAGCAAGAAAGGUGGCAUGGAGGACAGCAAGGGCCGCAGGGCCAAAAGCAAGGAGCGGGCCAAGGCCGGGGAGCCCAAACGGCGCAGCCGCUCCAACAUCUCGGGCUGGUGGAGCUCCGAUGACAACUUGGAUGGUGAGGGUGGUGCCUUCCGCAGCAGUGGCCCAGCCUCCGGUUUGAUGACACUCGGCCGCCAGGCGGAACGCACCCAGCCACGCUACUUCAUGCAUGCCUACAACACCAUCAGCGGGCACAUGCUGAAAGCUGCCAAGAACAACACCACCGAGCUGACCGCCCCGCCACCCCCGCCUGUGCCCCCAGCUGCUUGCCCCAGCCUUGGAGUGGGCACUGACACCAACUAUGUCAAACGGGGCUCCUGGUCCACUCUGACCCUCAGCCACGCCCACGAGGUCUGUCAGAAGACCUCAGCCACCUUGGAUAAGAGCCUGCUAAAGUCCAAAUCCUGCCACCAGGGUCUAGCCUACCAUUACCUGCAGGUGCCCGGAGGCGGUGGCGGCGAGUGGAGCACCGCGCUGCUGUCCCCCCGCGAGGCGGACGCCGCGGCCGAGGGCCCCAUCCCGUGCCGGCGCAUGCGCAGCGGCAGCUACAUCAAGGCCAUGGGCGACGAGGACAGCGACGAGUCCGGCGGCAGUCCUAAGCCCUCACCCAAGACCGCGGCGCGGCGCCAGAGCUACCUGAGGGCCACGCAGCAGUCCCUGGGAGAGCAGAGCAACCCCCGCAGGAGUCUGGACCGCCUGGAUUCAGUGGACGUGCUACUGCCUUCCAAGUGUCCAAGCUGGGAAGAGGACUACAAUCCCGUCAGCGAAAGCCUCAAUGACUCCAGCUGCAUCAGCCAGAUUUUUGGACAGGCCUCCCUGAUCCCCCAGUUGUUUGGCCAUGAGCAGCAGGUACGGGAGGCAGAUCUGAGCGACCAGUACGAGGUGGCUUGUGAGUCGGCCUGCAGCGAAGCGGAGUCAACAGCGGCCGAGGCGCUGGACUUGCCGCUGCCCAGCUAUUUCCGCUCCCGCAGCCACAGCUACCUGCGUGCCAUCCAGGCAGGCUGCUCACAAGAGGAGGACAGUGUCUCCCUGCAGUCCCUCUCUCCACCACCCAGCACCAGCAGCCUCAGUAACAGUCGCACGCUUCCAAGUUCGUCAUGCCUAGUGGCGUAUAAGAAGACCCCGCCACCCGUUCCUCCACGCACCACAUCAAAGCCGUUUAUCUCAGUCACGGUCCAGAGCAGCACCGAGUCCGCACAGGACACCUAUCUGGACAGCCAGGACCACAAGAGCGAGGUGACUAGCCAGUCGGGCCUGAGCAACUCGUCGGACAGCCUGGACAGCAGUACCCGACCACCCAGUGUGACGCGGGGUGGAGUCACCCCAGCCCCCGAGGUCCCAGAACCACCCCCAAAACAUGCAGCUCUGAAGAGCGAACAAGGGACACUGACCAGCUCUGAGUCCCACCCCGAGGCCAUUCCCAAAAGGAAACUGUCAUCAAUAGGAAUACAAGUUGACUGCAUUCAGCCAGUGCCAAAAGAGGAGCCCAGUCCCGCUACCAAAUUCCAGUCCAUCGGGGUUCAGGUAGAGGACGACUGGCGAAGCAGUGCCCCCUCUCACAGUAUGUCCUCCCGACGGGACACUGACUCAGAUACCCAGGAUGCAAACGACUCAAGCUGUAAAUCAUCUGAGAGGAGCCUCCCGGACUGUACCCCACACCCCAACUCCAUCAGCAUUGAUGCCAGCCUCCGGCAGGCCCCCAAGAUUGCCCAGAUCAAGCGUAACCUCUCCUAUGGAGACAACAGCGACCCUGCCCUAGAGGCGUCCUCGCUGCCCCCACCUGACCCCUGGCUCGAGACCUCCUCCAGCUCCCCGGCAGAGCCAUCACAGCCAGCGGCCUGUCGCCGGGAUGGCUUCUGGUUCUUGAAGCUACUUCAGGCAGAAACAGAGCGGCUGGAAGGCUGGUGCUGCCAGAUGGACAAGGAGACCAAGGAGAACAACCUCUCUGAAGAAGUCUUAGGAAAAGUCCUCAGUGCUGUGGGCAGUGCCCAGCUACUUAUGUCCCAGAAAUUCCAGCAGUUCCGGGGCCUCUGUGAGCAAAACUUGAACCCAGACGCCAACCCACGUCCAACAGCCCAGGACCUGGCAGGGUUCUGGGACCUGCUACAGCUGUCCAUCGAGGACAUCAGCAUGAAGUUUGAUGAACUCUACCACCUCAAGGCCAACAGCUGGCAGCUGGUGGAGACCCCCGAGAAGAGGAAGGAAGAGAAGAAACCACCCCCUCCGGUCCCCAAGAAGCCAGCCAAAUCUAAGCCAGCAGUGAGCCGUGACAAGGCCUCAGACACAGGGGACAAGCAGCGUCAGGAGGCCCGCAAGAGACUCCUGGCAGCCAAGCGGGCAGCUUCUGUGCGGCAGAACUCAGCCACAGAGAGCGCGGACAGCAUCGAGAUUUAUGUCCCCGAGGCCCAGACCAGGCUCUAAGACCAUGAAGGAGGAAGGAAACCAUUUCACUUCAUUAAAAACACAUGCAACACAUAAACUAAAUGCGAAUGGGACAAAAUUUUUCUCAACCUUUAGUAUGGUUAUUCUGUCCAGAGACCCUGAGCCAACUUUCAAAUUGAUACAUACAAGGGCUCACAAUUUGGCUUUUUUGGGUCCCUCCCAGCUUUAGGUUUAUGAAGACUUCACACACAAAAAAGGUCAACAAAAAAUACAAAACCAGAAAAAUUUCUUUUCCUCUUGCUGGCCGUGGUGGACUAGAUAGAUGGACUUCAGCAACUCCCCGGCCCAGCCUCCAGACUGCAGUCUUUUUACCUGUUCUAUCUAAUGAGAACUUAAACUAGCUUGUUUACAAAACAAUGAUAGUCCAAGGACAGCCUUGGGCACCUGCCCUGUCCUUCCUUCUUUUCCUGGCUACUCCUGCUCUGACCUUGGAUUUUUCAUUCUUGUGUUUUUCUCUUUUCCCUACAGAGCUCACGUAGGGGUCACCAUGCUGGCUAGCAGCUUUCUGGCUGUUGGCCCUUGUGUGGUUGAGGGCCCAGAUGACAGAGGGAUGCACACAUAUCCCUUCCCUCUCCUCCCCCCCAUGUGCUCACACACAAUCUCACACGCGUGCGCACACGCAAAGAUGGAGGUCCCUCUUGAGGCUAGCAGCCCUGCCACUGUGAUCCGCCUGCCCCGGCAUUCAGGCAGGACUUGCCUCAGAACAGAGGAAGGUUUUAGUCUUUGGGAGGAAAUAAGAUGAAGCCACAGUUAUAACACUCCAGACUCCCCGCCCUUUUCUUCUCCAGCCCCUUCCUCCUUCAGCAGAAGAAAGUUUAGGACUCAGAGUGGCUUCCGGGACACUGGAGAAAGGGACUCCAUUUUCCCCGUCCUCGGCCGCACCUGUGUACAGCACCUGAGGGGUGGGCAGCGGGGUCUGUACGUAUGUGUACAUAUGCACAUAGACCUUAGAGUGUAUAUUUAACAAGCCCAUCUGCUCACCCAUGCCCGCCACCGCCACUGGCUCUCGAGGCACCUGGCAGGAGGCAGGUGUGUGAAUAGCAUAUAUUUUUACAUGUACUAUACCUAGGUGUGUGUACACGUGUGUGUAAAAAUAUAUAACUUGUGUGUAAGCAGCCUUUUUUUUUUUUUUGGUUUCCCCUGCUCCCCAUCUGCCCAGCCUCUGAGUUUUCUGUCCUUUUUUUUUUUUUAACCACAGUCAUCCUCCUCUCUCCCUGCCCCCUCAUCCCCACUCCCAGGGUGUCAUGAGCCCUGAGCUGCAGUGGCCCAGCCUACAAGGCAGGGUGGGGAGGACAAGGCUGGGGCAGGCCAUUAGGGCGGGGGCCAAGCCCAGCGGCAGUGAGCUCAGUACGCGAGGGGCUGCUCUAUACUGUGUAUAUGACUAUGGCAUUGGAGACAUCCUCUUGUCCAGCACCUGCUGCGGGGGUAGGGGGCCCUGUGUGAACCAAGGGCCUGCUCUGGGGCCCCAUUCCAGCUUGGCCGCCGUCUGUGACCUUGGGCAAGUCACGACCUCUGUGUGCCUCAACUUCCUCCUCUGUAAAAUGGGGACAGUCCCUGCCCCUCCCUACCUCACAGGCAUGUUGUGAGAAUAAAUGAGGUAACGUGUA